GGAAUAAUGAUUCCGGCCGUUUACGCGCUGAUUCCCGAUUCAACUAUGCUCACAUAUACGCGACUAUCUCGGAUUAUCCAAGACCUGUGCAGUGGGAUAAAUUUGACCUGGCAACCAGAACAAUUUACCACCGAUUUUGAGCUAUCUGCUAUCAAGGCCAUCAAUCUAAUUUUCCCGUUUUGCCAACUUAAAUGCUGUUUAUUCCAUUUCAGUCAGAGUAUUUGGAGGAACGUUGGCAAACACGGACUAGUACCAAGAUACAAAUCAGAUGAUAGUGAUGUUAAAAUGGCCGUAAAAAGAAUCGCUGCCUUGCCGUUUCUAAUUGUUGAUGACAUCGACAAAAUUUAUGAUCAGAUCAAAGCUGAAGCAUCUGCUGACGAUAGUUUCAAAAACUUUUUGGACUAUUUCGAACGAACCUAUUUAAUAAACGAUGCUCGCUUUCCGAAAGAGAUCUGGAACCACUUUGAUGAUCGUGACCCUAGGACAAAUAACCACGUCGAAGGAUGGCAUUCCGCUCUCAAUAAAACCGUUGGCCGUCAUCACGCGAAUAUCUACCAGUUUAUCGAAACAAUAAUCAAGCAUCAGAACAACUACGAAGUGCAAAUUCUUAUCGCUUCUAACGGAACUAGAACUAAACUCAACAAGAAGUACGCUGGUAUAAAUCAAAGAAUAUUAAAUCUGACCAAAGAUUAUUCAGAAAACAUUAUUUCAUCCAUAGAAUUCAUCGAUAAGGUCAAACAAUGUUUAUUUCUUUCAGAUGCGCAGUAAAUAAUCUUUAAUUUAAUAAAUUUUUUGUUAUUAAUUUUUUCUAUGCGCAGUAGU
Messenger RNA from Panonychus citri (citrus red mite), 822 nucleotides. RefSeq lists its product as uncharacterized. The transcript has a single exon. The record is from RefSeq and is a predicted model, not a curated record. NCBI's taxonomy places the organism in Eukaryota, Metazoa, Arthropoda, Arachnida, Trombidiformes, Tetranychidae. The coding region runs from base 7 to 768 and encodes 253 amino acids.